AUGGACGCGAGGGCGCUUCUGAAGGCGUCUAAACUUGGUUCAAGGCGAAUUGAACACCCACAUAUAAAAUAUAAUUCAUUGGGUAAAAUCUCGUGCAUUGUUUGUGGAGUUCCAAUUAAAUCUGAAAUUACUUGGAAGGCACAUAUUUUGAGCAAAACGCAUAAGGAGAAUGCUGCUCGUGGUACAGAUGCUCUUAAAAGGAUUCACGAUCAGGUAAAAAGCCGUGAUCUUCCUGCAAAGCGACCGAAGGUAGAGGUUGUUAACAAAACUAUGGCGGAUUUUGAAUCCAGUGGCUCUGAACUUAAAGGGUCAGAAUUCAAGAUCCCAGAUGUUCCACAUGAAGAGAAGCCUAAAAAAGAAGAAAAAACCGAGGAAGUGCAGAAAGGAGUUCUGCCUGAAGGAUUUUUCGACGAUGCGCGAAAGGAUGCAGAAGCUCGACAUGUACCUUUUCGAGACAAGAUGGAUGAAGAAAUGGAAGCUUUCCAAAAGGAACUCGGGGCUCUUAACCAAGAAUCGGAUCAGAUACUUGAAAAAGACAAUGAAGAAAUGGUUGUGGCGAGAAAUUUAGCUGAAGUUGACAAGCAAAUGGCGAUGUGGGAGAAGGUCCAUGAGCUGGAAUUACUCAAAGAAGCUCAUCUUGCGAGGAAGAAAAUAGUAAAAUCAGAUGAUGCACCAAAUGUCAAGGAAGAGGCCGAAAUAGAUGAGGAUGACAGCGAUAUUGAUGAAGAUGAACUUAAUGACUUCAGGUUCAGGGCUAGUGUUCGAUAA
Molecule: messenger RNA, 768 nt
Organism: Rodentolepis nana
Lineage: Eukaryota; Metazoa; Platyhelminthes; Cestoda; Cyclophyllidea; Hymenolepididae
Source: the annotation of a GenBank genome assembly